Molecule: messenger RNA, 2989 nt
Organism: Paramormyrops kingsleyae
Lineage: Eukaryota; Metazoa; Chordata; Actinopteri; Osteoglossiformes; Mormyridae
Product: phospholipid phosphatase 3-like
Biological process (GO): phospholipid metabolic process; cell-cell adhesion; phospholipid dephosphorylation
Cellular component (GO): plasma membrane
Molecular function (GO): phosphatidate phosphatase activity
Source: RefSeq, a predicted model, not a curated record
AGGAGAAGCGCCCACCAGCAGUACAACUUACAAGCGAGAGUUCCGUGCAUAGAGAUUAGAAAACACUGAAUUUGCUGUAGGCUACAUCACAACACAAGUGCGCUGCAGAUCAUUUUACUUAUUUUUAAGAUAUUUUACCACGGAUAGGCACUGAUAUAUGUGUAUGCAUUUCUUUUCUCAGUACCUGUAGGCUUGCAUUACUGGAAAGCAUCACUCCGGCGCCUAGGCUGAGCGAGCAAGCGGCAAUACAAGGAGAUCGCUUUUCCCGGCGCUGGAUGAACAUUUUGGAGAAACGUUUCUUUCAUGCUAAUUCCACCCCCCGCCCUUCAUUGUUUUCAGCAUAGGUUGUCGUUUUGUUAAAACGCGAGCUUAAGAGUCUGCUGUUUUUAAUUGCCACAUUUUGUUGUUGGAUUUCAACCGAGGCAGACGUAAAACUUUUUAAUGCAAAACUUCAUGUAUGAGAAGACGAUGGCACCAGAGACCAGAAACGGAGGAAACGCAACAUUAAAUAAUAAUAACGGCAUAGACAACAGCAAGAGGAAACUGCUCGUCUUUCUAGAUCUCUUCUGUUUGUUUUUAGCUGGCCUGCCUUUCCUGGUUAUUGAGUCUAGCGCUGUCAAGCCCUACGAACGCGGCUUUUACUGCGACGACGAGUCCAUCAAGUACCCAUCCAAAAAGGAAGAAACCAUAAAUGACGCUGUGCUUUGCGCUGUGGGCAUUGUCGUCGCCAUCCUUUCUAUCAUCAUUGGGGAGUGGUACAGGAUCCACUACCUGAACCAGGGCUCCAAGUCCUUUGUGGGCAACCCCUAUAUCUCCGCCCUGUACAAACAAGUGGGCGUCUUCAUCUUCGGCUGUGCUAUUAGCCAGUCCUUCACGGACAUCGCCAAGGUGUCGGUGGGCCGGUUGCGGCCACACUUCCUGGCCGUUUGCAGGCCGGACUUCUCCACAAUCAACUGCUCCAGUGGCUAUAUAACUGUAUAUAGCUGCCAGGAGGAAGACAGUAAAGUGGUGCAGGAGGCCAGGAAAUCGUUCUUUUCAGGCCACGCCUCCUUCUCGAUGUACACCAUGCUGUACUUGGCGUUCUACCUGCAGUCCCGCUUCACAUGGCGCGGCGCCCGUCUCCUGAGGCCCCUCCUGCAGUUCACCCUUCUGAUGAUGGCCUUUUACACCGGCCUCUCCCGCGUGUCCGACCACAAGCACCACCCCACCGACGUCCUGGCGGGAUUCGUUCAGGGGGCAUUGGUGGCCUACUGCAUUGUGUUCUAUGUGUCCGACCUGUUCAAGGCCAAAGCUAAGAGCACCAGCAUUCCGCCCCCUCCGGUGAAGAAGGAGCUGCUUCCCACGGCGGACAUCAUAGAGAGGAACAACCACCACAACAUGGUGUGAGGGGGCGCCCAAGCACGGCCUGGAGCACGCAUGAAGGAGAACGCCAACACACCUGUGACACAUGACCAGCAAACUGCUGCUCUGAUUUCUCAUCUGACAGUAGAAUGUAGGCAAGAGAGGCGGACAUUUGACCCACCCCCACCCCACCCCCGUAGGAAAUGUCUGUCCUUUCGUCUGUCAUUUCAGCUAGAGCCCAUUUCCAAAAAGGAGAGAGUGGGCAGACAAGGCCCGAGUCUCCUGAUAUUUGUGACCGUGGAUUCGCAGAACAGGAACAAUCUAUGAAUGAGCAAAUGGAUGGAUGAAUGAAUGAAGGAUGAAUGGAUGCAUGAAUGAAUGGAUGUCAUGUUGGAUGUGCAGCUGGCUCUCGUUCUCCUUUUGAGGCUCUUGUUUUUUGUUUCUCCUCAUUCCCCCCCCCACCCCAAUUCAGCCACGUUGGCCCUGUUAUAACAACAAAUUCCUAACUAAUAGGAAUGAUAUUCUUGUAAAAUUAUUAUCACACAAUGCACAUAUACAGGAAUAUUAACAGUGUAAAAUAACUUAUAGCACUAUAUCCGAACUCCGUAACCGUCGUCAUCCCUUACAGCCUGAAAUCAGUCGCUAUAAAGUGUGUUGUUGAUGAUCUUAGGAUGCUGAGACCUUGCUGUUUCUGCGAGGACCUGUGGGUAGGGACUGUGGGUAGAGUAUGCAUAUUGCAACCUUUUUUAAAAGUAUUAUCUGGGACAGGUUGAGGGUAUGACAGCCUGUAACCCCCCCCCCCCCAACAACUUUGCACCCACUGUAUUGUAUGUGUGGCUGUGCCAUGCCUCCUCAUAGCAUUGGGGGCUCAGUGCCGGGUGAAGCCACCCUUCCAUAUUGACUCUGGGUGACGAGGGGCACAUUUUGGCCAUUGACUGCCUCCUGCUGGUCGGGAGGGGGUCUUGCGUUGCCUCUCUUGGGGGGUCGUCAAUCGUGCGGCCAGUAUACCUCUGAUUCGCCUCCGCUGCCUCAUUGGUGUCGGGAGCUGGACAGAGUCUGGACCUCCAUGACAGGAUUCCCGUUCCGGGUCGGGGGUCAAGGACGUUGAUCUUCAUCUUAUGUAGAUAGUUAUGAAGCAGAAUGAAAAGAAAACUGUGGAUUUUUAAUGUUCUCCUUUGUGCGAACAGAAGUGAAACUCUUUUAAAUGUCUGGUCAUUGUUCUGGGAUGUGUACAUAAUGUAACGUAAACCCUCCUGCCUUCCGUCCUGGCAGCGCACACUACACUCUCUCUCCGCCCGUUCACUGUAUAGUCUGCUUCCCCCCCAUCAGCCAUGGCCCCUCUGUCACCUCUGAAUAGAUCAAACCAAUUGUGAACUGGCCCAUAAGCCUGAUAAAUGUCCACUAUGAAUGACCUGUGUUUAUAUUUACAACUACUGCUUGAAAAGCAUCGACUGAACAACAGAUUUUUAUUCAGUGAAGUUAGAUUUUUUUAAUAGUACAUUUUAAUAAAGUUUUUAAAACUACAUUUAUGAUUGUAUUAAAAUCACCUAGUAUUUUUGUAUGGUCUCUUUUUUGUACAAAAAAAAAAGUAUUAGCAAUUUUUCUUUCUUGCAAAAUAAAAAUGAAUAAAAAGCUUUUUAUCAGUGCA